AUGGCAGUCUUCACUGUGACCAUCAGAGGACUGAGAGAAGAGGAUUCUGGGAAGUAUUACUGUGCAGUUGCUAAAUUUGCAAUAGAUUCCUACACUGAAGUGAAUCUGAAGGUUUUAACAGGCUCUUCUAUGAUCGUCCCUCUGGUUCUGGUUCUGGUUCUUCUGGUUCUGAUUGUCGCUGGACUCUUAUUACUGUUUCUCUGUAAGAAGCGUCACUCUCCAGGUGGUGAUUUGAAUUCUCAGACUGGACCAGGAAAACAUGAAGUUGUUUCUCACACUGGUUGUGAUUAUGAGGACAUUAAAGACACUCACAAACCAUUACCCACAAACCCCUCUGAUUCUUUUAACACUGUUUAUGCCACUGCCCAAUUACCCACAAACCCCUCUGAUUCUUUUAACACUGUUUAUGCCACUGCCCAAUUACCCACAAACCCCUCUGAUUCUUCUAAAGCUGUUUAUGCCACUGCCCAAUUACCCACAAACCCCUCUGUUUCUUCUGACACUGUUUAUGCCACUGCCCAAUUACCCACAAACCCCUCUGAUUCUUCUAAAGCUGUUUAUGCCACUGCCCAAUUACCCACAAACCCCUCUGAUUCUUCUGACACUGUUUAUGCCACUGCCCAAUUACCCACAAACCCCUCUGAUUCUUCUAAAGCUGUUUAUGCCACUGCCCAAUUACCCACAAACCCCUCUGAUUCUUCUAAAGCUGUUUAUGCCACUGCCCAAUUACCCACAAACCCCUCUGAUUAUUUUAAAGCUGUUUAUGCCACUGCCCAAUUACCCACAAGCCCCUCUGAUUCUUCUGAUACUGUUUAUGCCACUUGUAACAAGUAAAAUUAGGUACUGUUCCUUUAAGGUGGAACACACUCUGUUACUCCCUCACUGAUGAGUGGGCAGUCAGUAUGAGGAGUGUGAGCUGUGAACAUCACAUGUAUGCGUGUAAAGCCUGUUUUAUAUUUAUGUUGCUCUUACCCAGUUUUAUUUCUAUUCAGUAACGCAGUUGUUAGUGGAGUGUUUUGCAAACUGCCCCAUGUGUCGGUGGGAUUGAUGACGUUG
Rhinichthys klamathensis goyatoka is the source of this 1056-nucleotide messenger RNA. Its product is annotated as mucin-2-like. Bases 1 to 834 code for a protein of 277 amino acids. The record is from RefSeq and is a predicted model, not a curated record. NCBI's taxonomy places the organism in Eukaryota, Metazoa, Chordata, Actinopteri, Cypriniformes, Leuciscidae. The transcript is spliced from 5 exons.